AUGGCGGACCAAAAUAUCUCGCAGUAUAAAUACUCGGCGAUGUCCAACCUGGUUCUCCAGGCGGACCGUCGUUUCAUCAGUCGCGUCAAUGACGAGCCCACCGGUGACCCGGAGUCUCUCGCGGGCCGCAUUGGGAUUCGGGAGAUGGGCGGCCGAGUCGCGCGUGACGAUGCGCCGAAGUCGAAGAAAAAGGCGGCUGGUCCGGCGGACCUCGAGCGAGGUGCGAUUCGCGAGGGCGAAGACGUGCUUCUGCGGGAACAGAGGAAGCGCCAGCGCGGCCAGCCAGCACAACAACGAGGCCAGGGUAUCCUUUCAGCAGCCGAUGCCCUGGUCGAGGGCCUGAAAUACCGCCCACGAACACCGGCCACACGAGCCACUUACGACCUUAUCCUUACGAUUACCGGAACCAACCUCGGCGACGUUCCCCACGAAGUAGUUCGCAGUGCGGCCGAUGCCGUGUUGGAGUUGCUGAAGGACGAGGAUAUGAAGGACUUUGAUAAGAAGAAGGAGAUUGAUGAUCUUCUGGGCAGUUCAAUGAAUCCGAAGGAGUUCAACGAGCUCGUCAACCUGGGCAAGAAAAUUACCGACUACGACGCCCAAGAUGAAGACGAGGAUAUGGAUGGUGGCAUGGAAGAAGGCGACGGCGAACUCGACGAACGCCAGGGUGUAGCUGUUGUUUUCGACGAGGAAGACGAGGACGAUGAGCGCAUGGGGACCCUGGACGAAGUUCGAGACGAGGAUUCUGACGAAGAAGAGCUCGACGAGCAAGAUCAACCUGACAUCUACGAAGGCGCUGCCGAAGAACCGGAAGAUGGCGCUGAUGUAGUCAUUCAUGGUGGUUUGGAGCGGAGCGACAAGGUCAAAGAUAAAUCUGGUCUAGGCGUAUCGGCUCGCGAGAUCGACGCAUACUGGCUUCAACGUCAAAUCGGUGCCUUUUACACCGACGCCCACAUUCAACAAGAAAAGACCCAGCAGGCCCUUGACAUCCUUGGUGGUCAAGCCGAGGACGGCUCAGAGAAGCCCCUGCGCGAUGUUGAAAACGACCUGAUGGAGCUCUUCGACUACGACCACCCCGAUCUCGUUGCCAAAUUGGUUUCUAACCGUACCAAGGUUGUCUGGGUCACUCGCUGGAGACAAGUUGCUGAAGAUGCGGAUGCGCGACACCUCAUUGAAAGCCAGAUGGUUGAGGCUGGACACCGUGCCGUUCUGGAUGAAAUUCGCGGCAAGGCCGCCGCCGAGAGCCUUACCCAACGAUCUGAGAAGAUAAAACUGGACUUGAUGGAUGUCGAUGUUCCUUCGGCACCGGAAGCAGAGGAGCGGAAGCAAGCUGGUGAAAAUGGCCUGGUCGGUGGUCUGCAGCCCCAGCGACUGAUCAAUCUUGAGAACCUGGUCUUCCACCAGGGCAACCACCUUAUGACCAACCCCAAUGUUAAGCUGCCCCAAGGCUCAACUAAGCGAACUUUCAAGGGCUACGAGGAGAUCCACGUCCCCCCUCCCCAAGCCAAGAAGGCUCCUGGCGAGAGGAACAUUCCGACUACCGAAUUGCCCGAUUGGGCGCGCGUGGGCUUCGGAAGCGCCAAAGAGCUGAACCGGGUUCAGACCAAGUGUUAUCCUACAGCCUUCCACGAUGAUGGUAACUUGCUCGUCUGUGCCCCUACUGGCUCUGGAAAGACCAACGUUGCCAUGCUCACCAUUCUCCGUGAAAUCGGUAAGAACCGGAACCCGGAGACGGGGGAGAUUAUGCUGGAUGACUUCAAAAUCAUUUAUAUUUCUCCGUUGAAGGCCCUUGUUCAAGAGCAGGUUGGCAAUCUCGGAAAGCGUCUCGAGCCAUACGGUAUUCGCGUGUCGGAGCUUACUGGUGAUCGUCAGCUCACCAAGCAGCAAAUAGCUGACACUCAAAUCAUUGUGACCACCCCCGAAAAGUUCGAUGUUAUCACCAGAAAGGCAUCAGAAACCAGUUACACCAACCUUGUCCGCCUGAUCGUUAUUGACGAGAUUCAUCUGCUUCACGAUGACCGUGGCCCCGUCCUUGAAAGCAUUGUCAGUCGUACUAUUCGCCGGGUUGAGCAGACUGGCGACCCUGUUCGUAUCGUUGGUCUGAGUGCUACUCUUCCCAACUAUCGCGAUGUUGCAAGCUUCCUUCGGGCUGAUCCCGAGACGGGCGUGUUCCACUUUGACGGCUCGUAUCGUCCUUGCCCUCUAAAGCAGGAGUUCAUUGGUGUUACCGAUAAGAAGGCUAUCAAGCAGCUGAAGACCAUGAACGACAUUUGCUACACUAAGGUUAUGGAGCAGGUGGGCCAGAAGCGAAACCAGAUGCUUAUCUUCGUCCACUCCCGCAAGGAAACGGCGAAAACGGCCAAGUACAUCAGGGACAAGGCCAUCGAAAUGGAGACUAUUGGGCAAAUUUUGCGCAGCGAUGCUGCCAGCCGUGCUAUCCUCUCUGAGGAGGCUGAAUCUGUUGAUGAUGCUUCUUUGAAGGACCUUCUGCCCUACGGCCUAGGUAUUCACCACGCUGGUCUGAGUCUCGCGGAUCGCGAUUCCGUCCAGGCCUUAUUCGCCGACGGCAGUAUCCAAGUUCUCGUGUGUACCGCAACCCUGGCCUGGGGUCUACUCCCCGAGAAGGGUAGCUGGGUCGAGCUCAGCCCCCAGGAUGUUCUUCAGAUGCUUGGACGUGCUGGUCGGCCGCAGUACGACACUUUUGGUGAGGGUAUCAUUAUCACGUCUCAGUCUGAGAUUCAAUACUACCUUUCGCUCAUGAAUCAGCAACUGCCAAUUGAGUCCCAGCUAAUGAGCAAGCUUGCCGACAACCUGAAUGCAGAAGUUGUACUUGGUAAUGUUCGCACCCGUGAUGAAGGUGUCCAAUGGCUUGGUUAUACCUACCUCUAUGUCCGGAUGCUUCGUUCACCGGGUUUGUACAGCGUUGGCGCGGACUAUGAGAAUGAUGAUGCCUUGGAACAGAAGCGUGUCGAUUUGAUUCACUCUGCCGCCACCGUCCUUGAGAGGGCUGGGCUGGUCAAGUAUGAGAAGAAGACUGGCCGGCUGCAGUCGACUGAGCUUGGUCGCAUAUCCUCCCAUUACUACAUCGGCCACAACUCUAUGCUCACAUACGCCCAGCACCUCCAGCCUUCAAUCACCACCAUUGAGCUCUUCCGCAUCUUCGCUCUCAGUGAUGAAUUCAAGUACAUCCCGGUUCGCCAGGAUGAGAAGCUCGAGCUUGGCAAGCUUCUGGGCCGUGUGCCGGUUCCCGUCAAGGAGACUAUUGAUGAGCCUCACGCGAAGAUCAACGUCCUCCUUCAGGCCUAUAUCUCCCGUCUGAAGCUGGAAGGCCUUGCGCUCAUGGCCGACAUGGUUUACGUAACCCAGUCUGCUGGUCGUAUUAUUCGUGCCAUUUUCGAGAUCUGCUUGAAGAAAGGGUGGUCCUCAGUGGCCAAGACUGCUCUCGACCUCUGCAAGAUGGCUGAGAAGCGUAUGUGGCCGACCAUGUCUCCCUUGCGUCAAUUCCCCGGCUGCCCUCGGGAUAUCCUGCAGAAGGCCGAGCGAAUUGAUGUCCCAUGGUCCAGCUACUUCGAUCUUGAUCCUCCUCGUAUGGGUGAGCUCCUCGGCAUGCCCAAGGCUGGUCGUGUUGUGUGUGAUCUGGUGUCCAAGUUCCCUCGCCUUGAUGUUCAAGCUCAGGUGCAGCCAAUCACUCGAUCCAUGCUCCGUGUUGAAUUAACCAUCACCCCCAACUUUGUUUGGGACGAUGCUGUGCAUGGUACCGCGCAAGAUUUCUGGAUCCUGGUGGAAGACUGUGAUGGUGAGGAGAUCCUGUUCCACGACCGCUUCCUGCUGCGUCGUGACUUUGCCAUUUCCGAGAUGAACGAGCACAUGGUUGAGUUCACUGUCCCGAUUACCGAGCCCAUGCCUCCCAACUACUUCAUCUCCCUGGUGUCUGACCGCUGGAUGCAUUCCGAGACCAAGAUCGCCGUGUCGUUCCAGAAGUUGAUCCUUCCGGAGCGCUUCCCUCCCCACACCCCUCUGCUUGACAUGCAGCGAGCGCCUGUCAAGGCCUUGAAGCGUGAGGAGUACCAGAAGCUGUAUCCUGACUGGGAGCAUUUCAACAAGAUUCAGACUCAGGUGUUUAAGUCAGUCUUUGACUCGGAUGACAAUGUUUUCAUUGGUGCCCCGACGGGAAGCGGUAAAACCGUCUGUGCUGAGCUGGCCCUGCUCCGCCACUGGUCGACUGAGAACAGUGGCCGUGCCGUUUACAUUGCUCCUUUCCAGGAGCUGGUUGAUCAGCGCCUUGCCGACUGGGAGAAGCGACUGGGCAGCAUUGCUGGUGGCAAGACCAUUGUCAAGCUCACCGGUGAGACAACAGCCGAUCUGAAGCUUCUGGAACAGGCUGAUCUUGUCCUCGCCACUCCUGUCCAAUGGGAUGUGUUGUCCCGGCAGUGGCAGAGACGCAAGAACAUUCAGACAGUCCAGUUGUUUAUCGCUGAUGAACUUCACAUGCUUGGCGGCUUGGGUGGAUACGUGUACGAGGUGAUUGUGUCUCGUAUGCAUUACAUUGCUCUGCAGACCGAGAACGAGAUGCGCAUUCUUGGCCUGAGCGUGCCGCUUUCCAAUGCACGCGACAUUGGCGAGUGGAUUGGCGCUAACAAGCACACCAUCUACAACUUCAGCCCGCACGCUCGCCCCGUGCCCUUGGAGCUCCACAUCCAGUCGUAUACCAUUCCUCAUUUCCCUUCUCUCAUGCUCGCCAUGUCCAGGCCUGCCUACCAAUCGAUCCUUCAAUUGUCCCCGGACAAGCCUGCCUUGAUCUUUGUGCCUAGCCGCAAACAGACUCGGUCCACGGCAAUGGAUCUUCUGGCUGCUUGUGCCAUCGAUGACGAUGAAGAUCGCUUCUUGAACGCCGACGUUGAAGAACUGGCUCCUCUGCUUUCUCGUAUCCAGGAGCAGACACUGGCCACAUCUCUGAGCCAUGGUAUCGGCUACUAUCACGAGGCUUUGAGCCAGACCGACAAGCGUAUCGUCUCGCACCUCUUCAGCAUCGGUGCUAUUCAAGUACUCCUUGCCUCACGUGAUGUCUGCUGGGAGCUGGAUCUGACUGCCCACCUGGUCAUUGUUAUGAACACUCAGUUCUUCGAUGGCCGUGAGCACCGUUACGUUGAUUACCCUAUCAGCGAGAUCCUGCAGAUGUUUGGCAAGGCUUCUCGUGCAGGUCUGGACAAGAGCGGUCGUGGUGUUCUGAUGGUGCCCGCUGUUAAACGCGAGUACUACAAGAAGUUCCUCAAUGAGGCAUUGCCCGUUGAGAGUCACCUUCAGGUCUACCUACACGACGCCUUUGUGACCGAGGCCAGCACGCGGACCAUCAGCUCGACCCAGGAUGCCGUUGACUGGAUGACUUACACCUACUUCUACCGUCGUCUCCUCGCAAACCCCAGCUUCUACGGUCUUAGCGACGUGAGCCACGAAGGGCUCAGCACCUUCUUGUCCGAGCUGGUCGAGACCACCUUGAAGGAGCUGUCGGAUGCCAAGAUCAUUGACUUGGAUGAGGAGGAUGAUACCGUCUCUCCACUGAAUGCUGCGAUGAUCAGUGCCUACUACAACAUCUCCUUUAUCACCAUGCAGACUUUCUUACUGUCUCUCUCCGCUCGUACAAAGCUCAAGGGCAUUCUUGAGAUUGUCACUUCGGCCACCGAAUUCGAGUCCAUCCAGAUGCGCCGUCACGAGGACCACAUCCUCCGCCGAGUCUACGAUCGAGUGCCAGUCAAGAUGUCAGAACCGGCCUUCGAUUCUCCCCAUUUCAAGGCGUUCGUCCUCCUUCAGGCCCACUUCUCGCGCAUGCAGCUUCCCAUUGAUCUUGCCAAGGACCAGGAAGAUAUCAUCCGCAAGGUUCUCAACUUGCUUAGCGCCUGUGUGGACGUCCUCUCCUCGGAGGGUCACAUUAACGCUAUGAACGCCAUGGAGCUGUCCCAGAUGGUUGUUCAGGCCAUGUGGGAUCGCGAUAGUCCUCUUAAGCAGAUUCCUCACUUCUCACCGGAGGUCAUCCAGGUCGCCAAGGAGUACCAGUAUGUAUCGAGAACGCUUUAUGCACAGCGGGCAUUUACUAAUCUGAAUUCGUGCAGGAUCAAUGACAUUUUCGAGUUCAUGGAGGCCAUGGACCCCUCUGAGAACAAGGACUACGCCACCCUGGUCAAGCGCUUGGGUCUCAACAACAAGCAACUGGCACAAGCGGCCGCCUUUACCAACGACAAGUACCCCAGCAUUGAACUGGACUUCGAAGUCGAGGACCCCGAGAGCAUCACGUCGGGCGAGCCCGCUUACCUCAAGGUCAAGAUCCAGCGGGAAGUGGAGGAGGAUGAUGAAGUCGACACGGUCGUUCACGCUCCCUUCUACCCUAACCAGAAGAUGGAGAACUGGUGGCUCGUGGUUGGCGAGGAGAAAACCAAGAGCCUGUUGGCCAUCAAGCGCGUUACCAUCGGUCGCAAGCUCGAUCUGCGUCUAGAAUACGUGGUGCCCUCGCCUGGCGAGCACGAGCUCACGCUCUACCUCAUGAGUGACAGCUAUGUCGGUGUGGACCAAGCACCCACCUUUACGGUGACUGCGGCUGAGGGCAUGGACGAGGACGAGAGCGAGGAGGAAGAGGAGUAG
Messenger RNA from Penicillium canariense, 6630 nucleotides. RefSeq names its product ATP-dependent RNA helicase BRR2. The transcript has 2 exons. Lineage: Eukaryota; Fungi; Ascomycota; Eurotiomycetes; Eurotiales; Aspergillaceae. Gene Ontology annotation, cellular component: nucleus. The record is from RefSeq and is a predicted model, not a curated record. Gene Ontology annotation, molecular function: nucleic acid binding; ATP hydrolysis activity; ATP binding. Bases 1 to 6630 code for a protein of 2209 amino acids.